Molecule: messenger RNA, 1098 nt
Organism: Papaver somniferum (opium poppy)
Lineage: Eukaryota; Viridiplantae; Streptophyta; Magnoliopsida; Ranunculales; Papaveraceae
Exons: 5
Coding region: 1-1098 (365 amino acids)
Molecular function (GO): nucleic acid binding; zinc ion binding
Source: RefSeq, a predicted model, not a curated record
AUGAGAUUUGGUGAUUUUUUGGAUAUAGUGCUAGCUGAUUUCAGUGAUUUCUUAAGGAAAUGUUUGUUUGCUAAUAUAAGACGUAGUGGACGUGGUUUUGAUGUAGCAGAAAGAAUGUCAAGGCGUGGUACUAGGAGACGUACUGGUACUGGAAGAGGUAGUACCGGAAAUGGUGGUACUAUUGAUGGAGAUGAACCACAAUUAGGAAAUCAUACUGUGAAUGUGAAUAUGGCGCAGCUGACCCAGUUAAUAGCCCAAGUAGUCGCUACUGCUAUGAACCAAAAUACUGGACAAGUCAACAAUCAUCAGAACCAAGGACCGCCUGCUGAAACUGAGGAAGAUAGGUAUAAAAAUGUUCAGUUUCAGUUCAAGAAGUUGAACCCGAAAGAGUUUUCUGGAAAGUCUGAUAACUCAAUGAUAGCCCAUGAAUGGAAGGAUGAGACUGCUUCACGUGGCUUGGAUCAUGCCACCAUGAAAAGGACAGACUUCAUUCUUAUGUUCGAUGACAAGUAUUUCCCUCAGAGUGUUCGAAAUGCUAAGGAGAGAGAGUUUCUUUCAUUUCAGCAAGAUAACCUAUCUGUUAUGGAGUAUGAGAUUGAAUACUCAAGAUUGUCUAUGUUUGCACCCCACCUAGUAGAUACUGAAGAGAAAAAUAGACAGCUUGAGCAAGAUUUUUUGGCUCAUAAGAGGGAUGAGGAGUACCUGAAGAAGGAGAGUAAGGUUGACCGUGCAUCAAAAGCUUCGUCGAGUCACCAUGGAAGUGGUAAGAACCAGCAGACCCAGAAUGUCACUCAACAAGGUGGUCAACUAGGGAAGAAAAGGAAGGGGCAUUGGAAUCAAGAGAAUCGUGGUCAGAAGGAUGGAGGAAACAAAAGAGCAGUACUGUCAACCGAAGGUGGGGAUGUUGGCGCUAAAACAAUUAACUUCUACGGGUUUUGUUAUAACUGUCGUGAAAGGGGACAUAAGGCAUCAGAAUGUGCCAAACAAAAAGUUCAGACAACAGAUAGGCGUGAGCAACCAAACACUGGGGUUGCAAACCGUAAUGUGCAGCCUCGUGGCCAGGGUCAACUCUUUAUUAUGCAACCUCCUGAGACAUAG